UCGAGGCAAAGAGAGAGAUAGCUAGAAAUACCAAGGCACUUCUGAAGCGGAAGCCCCAAGCGGCCACAUCAACGAUAACAAGGGUCCAAAACACAGCCAGCCCCUGGACAGGCUUAAAAUAUUUUCACAUUUAACUUUUGUUACCGACCCUACAAUGGACUAGCAAAACCUAAAUUAGAACUCGAAGGAGCCUUGCAGGCUGAAAGCUCGAAAUUCAACCAAAGAAGCCGUCAAGAUGCAGCGGCCCAGCGGGGAACGCGCUGGAAUCUCCUGCGAGAUGCUAGGGCAGACUGCAUGAGCAGGCUAGACAUGCUUGACCUCUUCGGCCUUUCUAGUAAAUGCUCUUAUCAGUUAGUGUGUGUAACACCAAACCAGUGGCUCUCUUUAUAAAGUCAAGUCAAUGCCCUCGCCCGUCCCUUGCCCUUCCCAUCAUCCUCCUACAAUACUUUCAGGCGAUUGAAUCACAAUCAUGUCGAAUGAAAAGUACGACAGUGACGCGCCUGACUAUGAUGGUCAUGGCCACGCUACUUAUGUCGACCCCACCACGGGAAUGGAGAGUAAGGCUGGUGUGCUAAACGAAGCUGGAGAGCUAUACGGGAAUAUUGAAACCGCAGAGGAAUACGGUUAUGUCUCCCGAGGACUCAAGUCAAGACACAUUCAGUUUAUCGCUUUAGGUGGUACCAUUGGAACGGGCUUGUUCUUGGGUAUUGGAUCUGCUCUCACGCGUGCUGGUCCCCUUUCAGUCCUUUUGGGGUACACUUUCACUGGUAUUGCCAUCUUUGCUAUGAUGCAGUGCUUGGGCGAGAUGGCCACAUGGCUUCCUCUGCCUGGUGCCAUCCCUCAGUUCUGCGCCAGAUAUGUUGAUGAGGCACUUGGUUUUGCCGUUGGAUGGAACAACUGGUAUGCAUCUGCCAUCACACUCUGUGCCGAAAUUUCAGCAGCUUCGAUCGUUAUUCAAUAUUGGCCCGGAGCUGACCACAUCUCGGUCGCUGUAUGGAUAUCAAUCAUCAUUGUACUGGUCCUCUGCCUGAACAUCUUUGCCAUUCAGAUUUAUGGCGAAGCCGAGUUCAUUUUUGCCAGCAUCAAGAUCGUCACCAUAGUCGGACUUUUGAUUUUGGCCUUCAUUGUUGAUCUUGGCGGUGGUCCAAACCACGACCGUCUUGGGUUCCGUUAUUGGAAGCACCCAGGCGCGAUGAAGGAGUAUGGCUCGACAGGAAACACUGGCAGAUUCUUGGGUUUGUUUUCCGUGCUGGUCAAUGCAGCUUUCUCAUACGGCGGUGUCGAGUUGGUUGCUGUGGCCGCUGGUGAAGCCGAGAACCCCAGGAAGAAUAUUCCCAAGGCAGUCCGCAGAGUGUUCUGGCGUAUUCUGUUCUUCUACGUUCUCGGCUCUCUCGCAAUUGGUGUCCUGGUGGCAUCAAACGAUCCGCAUUUGUUGAGCGCCCAGAAAGCCGGUGCUGCUGGUGCAGCCCGAUCACCCUGGGUCGUUGGGAUCCAGAAUGCUGGCAUCAAGGUUCUCCCUUCCAUUAUUAACGCAGUGAUCCUGACGUCAGCGAGCUCAUCCGCAAACGCCUUCCUCUACACAGGAUCCCGCUAUCUCUUCGCCCUGGCUCAGAACAAGCAAGCACCACGUUUCCUCCUCCAUUGCAGCAAAGCUGGCGUCCCGUACUACUGCGUUGCGAUUACGGCUUCGAUCUCACUACUCACGUACUUGUCCGUAAAGAAAGGUGGCCCUGCAGUAGUUUUUGAUUGGUUCCAGAACCUCACUACCAUUGCUGGACUCUUCACGUGGUGCUCGAUUUGCAUCGCAUAUAUUCAAUUCCACAAGGCACUCAAGGCCCAAGGAGUAGACCGAAACACACUUGUCUUCAAGAGCAAAUUCCAGCCAUACACCGCUUGGUUCGCCUUCUUCUAUUUCGCGAUGAUCAUUAUUUUCAACGGAUUCCACGUCUUCGUUGGAUCUCGUCACCAGAACUGGAACGUCACUGAUUUCUUGGCCGCCUACAUUGGUAUACCGAUCUUCUUCGUCCUUUACGGAUUCUGGAAAGUUUUGAAGGGCAGCAAAUGGAUUCAUCCUGCCGACGCCGAUAUCUCGACCGGCAAAGCUGCUCUAGAUGCAGAGGAUGGGCAGUGGCCUGAGCAGCACCCAAGAAACGUUAUUGAAAAGAUAUGGUUCUGGAUUGCGUAGAGGAUGUCGAGUUGCUGCUGCUGCUUUGCGCCUAUAUUCGUGGGAUGUUUGUGUGCUAGCAUAGUGGAGAACCGUGGGAUCGUACUGAGAUAAUGUUGCAUAUAGCUUCAUUAAGAACCAAAUUCUUUGCUGGGUUCCUUUCAACAGCGGAUAAUGUGACCCCGAACACAUUUCAUGUUUCUGUCAAAAUUGUCAGACUCUAAUACUGUGGUUUGAAAGCUUCACCUUCUUCGCUUCUCCAGAUGACUUUUAGAUCUCUACACCUCGCAGCUCCCUCUGUCCUAUUUUGGUGUAAU
Hyaloscypha bicolor E is the source of this 2481-nucleotide messenger RNA. RefSeq lists its product as uncharacterized. The transcript is spliced from 4 exons. The coding region runs from base 470 to 2185 and encodes 571 amino acids. Gene Ontology annotation, biological process: amino acid transmembrane transport. The record is from RefSeq and is a predicted model, not a curated record. Gene Ontology annotation, molecular function: amino acid transmembrane transporter activity. Gene Ontology annotation, cellular component: membrane. Lineage: Eukaryota; Fungi; Ascomycota; Leotiomycetes; Helotiales; Hyaloscyphaceae.